This is a messenger RNA of Diachasmimorpha longicaudata, 934 nucleotides long. It is a transcript of the gene Cnep1r2, whose product is annotated as nuclear envelope phosphatase-regulatory subunit 1 homolog. Bases 155 to 556 code for a protein of 133 amino acids. Lineage: Eukaryota; Metazoa; Arthropoda; Insecta; Hymenoptera; Braconidae. Gene Ontology annotation, cellular component: cytoplasm; Nem1-Spo7 phosphatase complex. The record is from RefSeq and is a predicted model, not a curated record. The transcript is spliced from 4 exons.
GCCUAUAAGUGGGGAUGAACGAAUUUUGGUCCAUCAAUGCCACAAAAACAUUGAAGAUCACCCGAUCUCUAUAGUGUAAAUAUAACAGUAAAUAUUGAUGAGAUCAAUAUCGUCAGUUUAGUUCAUAUUUAGUGUCUGUGUAUUCAGAGUUUUCAUGUUCAAAAUGUCCCUGGAUCAAACUGUCUGUGAAGAUCUCAAAGCGUUUGAAAGAAGACUUACAGAAGUGAUAGCUAGUUUACAACCAUCAACACUCAGAUGGAGAAUUCUACUUGGCUUCAUCUCGGUGUGCACAGCAGUAGGAGCUUGGCACUGGCUCACAGAUCCAAAUACUUCAGCUGUCUCCUUCACACAGAGUCUUUAUAAUCAUCCUAUCUUUGCGUUAGCUAGUAUUUUAUUAGUUGUAUUGUUCCUACUGGGGGUGCACAGAAGAGUAAUAGCCCCCAGUAUUAUAACCCAGCGAGCGAGAAGUGUCCUAGGUGAUUUCAAUAUGAGUUGCGAUGACACAGGGAAGCUAAUCCUUAAGCCAACACGACCACCCCACCCACACGAGACCUGAGAUUACCCCUAAUAUAGAUAUAUUAUUUUUCCACUGCAAUUAGCCUGCCAUUCAACACUGGUAGGUUCAAUUAUCCCCCAACAAAAACAAAUAAAACGCCAUUUUUUCAUGACACAUGAGACCAAAGUUAUUGAAUUUGUGGGGUAAGUUCAGAAAAUCAAUUGAAUUACCAACUGAGGCGUCUUCCUCAAAAUCCAGCAGAAAAAUUGAUUCAAAAAAGAAGUGUUAGAGAUGAAAAAUCCUAUGAUGUUCAUUUCAACAAGGACAAGUUACCAAAUUGUUCAUCUGGAUUGAGAGAAUCCUCUUAUGACGAAGAAUUAAAUCUAGUGACGAUGUAUUUAUUAGGAAUAAAGGAAUUCGGAUGAAUAACACAAGAAA